GAUCGGGGCCGCCGCCGCCGCCGUCGCGGCGGCGACUGAAGCCAGGAAGCGGAGGGGGGGGCGGGGAGCAGCCGCCACCGCCCCCCGGAGGCGCCCGGCCCGGAUCCUGCGCCGAUCCAGCCAGCGUCCCGAGUCGCCCAGGUCUGGAAAGCAGCCGAGAAUUCCAGCUCUGCGAGCUGUGCCUGCUGCCCACUGGCUUCCCAGUCACAGCUGGGAGACUUGGGGCGGGACAGAGAAGUUUCUGUAUUCAGCUGCCCAGGCAGAGGAGAAUGGGGUCUCCACAGCCUAAAGAAUGAAGACACGACAGAAUAAAGACUCGAUGUCGAUGAGGAGUGGACGGAAGAAAGAGGCCCCUGGGCCCAGGGAGGAGCUGAGAUCGAGGGGCCGGGCCUCCCCUGGAGGGGUCAGCACAUCCAGCAGCGAUGGCAAAGCUGAGAAGUCCAGGCAGACAGCCAAGAAGGCCCGAGUUGAAGAAUCUUCCACCCCUAAGGUCAGCAAGCAAGGCAGGAGCGAAGAGAUCUCAGAGAGUGAAAGUGAGGACACCAAUGCACCAAAAAAGACCAAAACUGAGCAGGAGCUCCCUCGGCCGCAGUCACCCUCGGACCUGGACAGUCUGGACGGGCGGAGCCUGAAUGAUGAUGGCAGCAGUGACCCAAGGGACAUAGACCAGGACAACCGCAGCACCUCCCCCAGCAUCUAUAGCCCUGGGAGUGUGGAGAAUGACUCCGACUCAUCUUCUGGCUUGUCCCACGGCCCAGCCCGCCCCUAUCACCCGCCUCCACUUUUCCCUCCUUCCCCUCCACCACCAGAUAGUACCCCCAGGCAGCCAGAGCCUGGCUUUGAGCCCCAUCCUUCUGUGCCACCCACUGGCUAUCAUGCUCCCAUGGAGCCCCCCACAUCUCGAAUGUUCCAGGCUCCUGGGGCCCCUCCCCCUCACCCACAGCUCUACCCUGGGGGGACAGGUGGAGGAGUUUUGUCUGGACCCCCAUUGGGGCCUAAAGGGGGAGGAGCUGUCUCUACAGUGGGGGCCCCUAGUGGGGGCAAGCAGCACCCCCCACCCACAACCCCCAUUUCCAUGUCAAGCUCUGGGGCCAGUGGUGCUCCCCCAGCAAAGCCACCCAGUACUCCAGUGGGUGGUGGGAACCUAGCCUCUGCACCACCACCAUCCACUUUCCCCCAUGUGACACCAAACUUGCCUCCCCCACCUGCCCUGAGACCCCUCAACAAUGCCUCAGCCUCUCCUCCUGGCCUGGGGGCCCAGCCAGUGCCAGGGCAUCUACCCUCUCCCCAUGCUGUGGGCCAGGCCAUGGGUGGACUUCCUCCGGGCCCAGAGAAAGGCCCAGCUCUGGCCCCCUCACCCCACCCACUGCCCCCUGUUUCCUCCUCCUCUGCCCCCGCAGCUCCAAUGAGGUACCCCUAUUCAUCCUCUAGUAGCAUCUCUGCAGCUUCCUCCUCCAGUUCUUCCGCCUCUUCCUCUGCCUCUGCCUCUGCCUCCCAGUACCCAGCUUCUCAGGCCCUGCCCAGUUAUCCACACUCCUUUCCUCCCCCCACAAGUCUCUCAGUCUCCAAUCAGCCUCCCAAGUAUACUCAGCCUUCUCUCCCAUCACAAGCAGUGUGGAGCCAGGGUCCACCCCCACCUCCUCCCUACAGCCGCCUCUUGGCUAACAGUGCCCACCCAGGCACCUUUCCUCCUUCUGCUGGGGCCCAGGCCACUGGGCACCCUGCCGCCCCAGCACAUCACCACCACCAGCAGCAGCCCCAGCCCCAGCCCCCACCCCCACCCCAGCAGCCACCGCCGCCACCACCACAGCACCAUGGAGGCUCUGGACCUCCUCCUCCAGGAGCAUACGCACACCCUCUGGAGAACAGUGGCUCCCACCACACACACCCCUAUGCCAUGUCUCCCUCCCUGGGGUCCCUGAGACCCUACCCUCCAGGGCCGGCACACCUGCCCCCACCCCACGGCCAGGUGACCUAUAGCCAGGCAGGCCCCAGCGGCGCUCCAGUCUCCUCCUCUUCCAACUCCUCCUCUUCCUCCUCUCAAGGGUCUUACCCUUGCUCACACCCCUCCCCUUCCCAGGGUCCCCAGGCGGCGCCCUAUCCUUUUUCCUCAGUCCCUCCCGUCACCACCUCUUCGGCCACCCUUUCUACAGUCAUCGCUACCGUGGCUUCCUCGCCAGCAGGCUACAAAACGGCCUCCCCACCUGGGCCCCCAUCCUACGUCAAAAGAGCUCCAUCUCCUGGGACCUACAAGACCGCCACCCCGCCCGGGUACAAGCCGGGCUCACCACCCUCCUUCAGAACGGGGACCCCGCCGGGCUAUCGGGGCGCUUCCCCGCCUGCGGGCCCGGGGACCUUCAAGCCGGGCUCACCCGCCGUAGGACCCGGGCCUCUGCCGCCCCCAGGGCCCUCAGGCCUGUCCUCCCUACCGCCACCGCCAGCUGCAGCCCCUGCCUCGGGGCCACCCCUAAGCGCCACGCAGAUCAAGCAGGAGCCAGCUGAGGAGUAUGAAGCUCCCGAGAGCCCUGUGCCCCCGGCCCGCAGCCCUUCACCCCCUCCCAAGGUGGUGGAUGUGCCCAGCCACGCCAGCCAAUCGGCCAGGUUCAACAAACACCUGGACCGCGGCUUCAACUCGUGCGCGCGUAGCGACUUGUACUUUGUGCCGCUGGAGGGCUCCAAGCUGGCCAAAAAGCGGGCAGAUCUAGUAGAGAAGGUGCGACGCGAGGCCGAGCAGCGUGCGCGCGAAGAAAAGGAGCGGGAACGAGAGCGGGAGCGCGAAAAAGAGCGGGAGCGCGAAAAGGAGCGCGAGCUGGAACGCAGCGUGAAGUUGGCACAGGAGGGUCGUGCCCCAGUGGAGUGUACAUCUUUGGGCCCUGUGCCCCAUCGCCCUCCAUUUGAGCCUGGCAGUGCUGUGGCCACAGUGCCUCCCUACUUGGGUCCUGAUACUCCAGCCCUGCGUACUCUCAGUGAAUAUGCCCGACCUCACGUCAUGUCUCCAGGCAAUCGCAACCAUCCUUUCUAUGUGCCCCUGGGGGCAGUGGACCCGGGGCUCCUGGGUUACCCAGCCCUGUACAGCAGUGACCCCGCUGCCCGGGAGAGAGAGCGGGAAGCCCGUGAAAGAGAUCUCCGUGACCGUCUCAAACCUGGCUUUGAGGUGAAGCCUAGUGAGCUGGAACCCCUGCAUGGGGUCCCUGGGCCAGGCCUCGAUCCCUUCCCCCGACAUGGGGGCCUAGCUCUGCAGCCUGGCCCACCUGGCCUGCAUCCUUUCCCUUUUCACCCGAGCCUGGGGCCCCUGGAGCGAGAGCGGCUAGCGCUGGCAGCUGGGCCAGCCUUACGGCCUGACAUGUCGUAUGCUGAGCGGCUGGCAGCUGAAAGGCAGCAUGCAGAAAGGGUGGCAGCCCUUGGCAAUGACCCACUAGCCCGGCUGCAGAUGCUCAACGUGACCCCGCAUCACCACCAGCACUCUCACAUCCACUCGCAUCUGCACCUGCACCAGCAGGAUGCCAUCCAUGCAGCCUCUGCCUCGGUGCACCCUCUCAUUGACCCCCUGGCCUCAGGCUCUCACCUUACCCGGAUCCCCUACCCGGCCGGGACCCUCCCUAACCCCCUGCUUCCUCACCCUCUGCACGAGAACGAAGUUCUUCGUCACCAGCUCUUUGCUGCCCCUUAUCGGGACCUGCCAGCCUCCCUGUCUGCUCCAAUGUCAGCAGCGCAUCAACUGCAGGCCAUGCACGCACAGUCGGCCGAGCUGCAGCGCUUAGUGCUGGAACAGCAGCAGUGGCUGCAUGCCCACCACCCCCUGCACAGUGUGCCGCUGCCCGCCCAGGAAGACUACUACAGUCACCUGAAGAAGGAAAGCGACAAGCCCCUGUAGAGCCUGCAGUCAGAAGCGCUCCCACGGCUCCUGCGCUCGGACCAGGAGGACCUGCUCACCACCCAGCACAAGGAGAGGGUGCUGCUCAGUGGCAGGGGGCUCUGCAGCUGGGCAGGAGGAGGGAAAAAGGGACUCAAGGCCAAGGCCGGGGGUGUGCACACAGGGAGAGGGGCAGAAGCCCACAGCAUCGUGGACCAGGUCCCUUUUUCUUGUCCCUGGCUUCCCUCAUCCCUGGUGCCCUACCUUCAGUUGCGCCCCCCCCACCCCCGUUGGUGUGAUGAUCUCAUCUGUUAGAUGUGGCUGUUUUGCGUAGCAUCGUGUGCCACCCCUGCCCCCCACCCGCCCCUGUGUGCGCGCCUCCUCUGCGAUGUCUGCCCUUGUCCCACCCCACAUUAAUAAUUUAUAUAUAUAAAUAUCUAUAUGAUGCUCUUUAAAAAAAAAUCCCAAUCAUCAACAACCAAACAAAAACACCCUCACGACUCCCCAGAAAAA
This is a messenger RNA of Cavia porcellus (domestic guinea pig), 4366 nucleotides long. RefSeq names its product atrophin 1 (gene Atn1). The transcript is spliced from 10 exons. NCBI's taxonomy places the organism in Eukaryota, Metazoa, Chordata, Mammalia, Rodentia, Caviidae. The record is from RefSeq and is a predicted model, not a curated record. Gene Ontology annotation, cellular component: nucleus. Gene Ontology annotation, molecular function: transcription corepressor activity. The coding region runs from base 293 to 3874 and encodes 1193 amino acids.